GUAAUCGCGGGAGAAGGAGUGUGUAAACAACAAGAUAAAAAAAAAGGCGAACCAAGCACAGCAAUUCUUUCAUAAAUAUACUUUUUAAAGAGUAAUACUGUGCAACUAUAAUAAUUAUGGACACAGCGGAAUCGGUAUCAAAGGGAUGUUUUGCUUAUAAAGGAAAAAAGAGAAUAACAAAACCAAGUGAUUAUUUCCCAGUUAAAGAUAAUACAGGAAAACAAAGGCAUGAAGUUUAUCAAGAAAUGUGGGAAUGUGUUGACACAGAAAUUCAGAUUAUGCAAUCCAAUCUAAAUAGUAAUAUAUUUGAAGAGUUGCUGAGUUUUGUAGAAAAUAGCCAUACACAAGGAACAACAAUUAGAAAUACAUCAGUUAAAGAAAUUCCAACUGCAGCCCUAAUAACAGGUGUAAAUACUCCAGAUCAUGCUGUUAUGUUUUCUAAUAUGGUUUCUUUAAUGAAAGAAAGAGUAACACCUUUGAUUACAACUCUAAGAUCUAAAGAUUGUCCUGCUUUGAAAAAUAUGUUGACUAAAGCCAUAUCACAACUUACUUCAAAUCCUGAUUUAGGAUUAGAUGAUGAAGAUGAUGAGAUAAUACAGACAGUGGUUAACAAAAAGAAUCUACUAUGUAAUAUGUCUACCUUAGUUAACUGGUAUAAAGAUAAAUAUAUUAAUCAAAAACCAUCAUCUCCGAAAAAACGGAGAUCGAAGAGUGGAUUGGCCGAAGAUAUAGAUUAUCAUCCACCAUUAGUUAUAGUAUUAGAAGAUAUGGAAAGUUUUUCACCUCAUAUAUUACAAGAUUUUAUUACAAUCUGCAGUAAUUAUAUAGAAGAACUUCCAUUAGUACUUGUAUUUGGUAUUGCUACAUCUGUAUCUGCUGUACAUAGAUUACUACCUAACUCGGCAUCAUCUUUAUUAUGUAUGGAUAAAUUCCAAGCUCCUCCCUCUUCUGACUAUCUCACACAAGUUAUAAAUAAAGUUUUGUUUACUUCAACACAUCCAUUUAAACUUGGGCCAAAAGUCUUUCAUCUUCUUCUAGAUUUAUUUUUAUACCAUGAUUUUUCUGUUAUUAAUUUUGUUAAAGGACUUCAGUUUUGUAUGUUAGAUCACUAUUAUAGUAAUUCAUUAGCUCAUCUAUGUUGUCAAGAGACAGAUGUAACUGCUACAGUUAAGAAAUUACAUGAAUCGGAUCUAGAUAAACUUAGACAAAUACCAACAUUUAAUAGAUAUAUGAAUGAAUGUUCAUCAGAAGAAAAGACAAAACUUAUACAAGACAGUAAAUUUACAAAGUUAAGAGUGACAGAACUAUUACAACAACUACAUGAUUAUCAUAAAGCUUUCUUCCCUGUAUUAAAUCUUCUACAUACAUUAUCUUGUAAAUUACCUAAACAUCCAUUAGGUAAACAGUUACGAGAACUGUAUUCAAUCUGUAUAGAAUGCACUUUGGUUGAAAGUGACGUAUACAAAGAAGCUUGUGAUUUAUUAAGAUUAUUAUCUAAAGAAGAGUUAAUUGGUCUCAUUAGAGAGGGUAUAUCUUUAUUAACUGAAGAAAUAUUACCACAUGAAUUAGAUAUGUUACCAGCACAAUUAGAAAGUAUACUAACUAGGUUUAAUGAUUUAGAUGCUGAAACAGAACACAUACCUGAAGAAGAUGCCGAAGAAGAAUCAAAGGAUGCUGUGGCAUUACCUAAAAAAACAGAUCUACAUAAUUUGCGGAAGACAUUACAAGAACUGGAGAAAAAGAAAAAGAGAUUAUCACCUUACGCAAAAUUGCGGGAAGAAUCAGUAAAUGAACUAGAUCAUAUAUUCAGGAAAUAUCUGAAAUGUCCUACAUCUAUACCACUAUAUGAGUUAUUAUAUUAUAAUUCUGUAUCUGUCAUCAAACAUCAUAUAAAUGCUUCACCUAGAGCAGCUAUACAAAGAGCUCUUAGUUGUCCACAUCAUUACUUACAGUGUGAAUGUUGUAAAGGAGAUGUUGGAUCUAUUUUAUCUACCAUGCCUGAUGUUUGCAUAGUUUAUAAAUUACAUUUAGAAUGUGGUCAACUCAUUAACUUAUAUGACUGGCUACAAGCAUUUGUAACCGUGGUUACAUCCGAAGAUGAAGAAAAUGAAACCAACACAAAAAAACCUGAUCAAGUUUUACAGUAUCCUUGUUUGGUAUAAAAAAUAUCUGAAAGGGUAAAAUGAUAUAAAUGGGUAUUGUUAUAUACUUGGGAGUCAGUGAAUAAGAGGUCCUGUGUUCAAUUCCUGUGUUUGCUGAGAAAGUUCACCAGGAUUUUCCGGUGUGGUUCCUGCUUGUCAGUGGUGCGGGACAGAGGGCCUGGCAAGGGACAACGUAUAGUUGUUUGUGUACACAUUGACAGGCACGUAAAAUAUCCCUUGGCAGUUGGAACUGUAUGGCGUAUGGGAUCUUCAUUUGCCCCAUCGUAGCAGAACAGUAGGAUGUUAAACCACAUUUCAUUUUGAUAUGUACAUUCAUUUCAUUCAUUUUUUUUCCUUAACCUUA
This is a messenger RNA of Patella vulgata (common limpet), 2505 nucleotides long. RefSeq names its product origin recognition complex subunit 3. The record is from RefSeq and is a predicted model, not a curated record. Gene Ontology annotation, biological process: DNA replication; DNA replication initiation. Gene Ontology annotation, molecular function: DNA replication origin binding. The transcript has 20 exons. NCBI's taxonomy places the organism in Eukaryota, Metazoa, Mollusca, Gastropoda, Patellidae. The coding region runs from base 117 to 2162 and encodes 681 amino acids. Gene Ontology annotation, cellular component: nuclear pre-replicative complex; DNA replication preinitiation complex; nuclear origin of replication recognition complex.